Nymphalis io (European peacock) is the source of this 1551-nucleotide messenger RNA. RefSeq names its product sensory neuron membrane protein 2-like (gene Snmp2). The record is from RefSeq and is a predicted model, not a curated record. NCBI's taxonomy places the organism in Eukaryota, Metazoa, Arthropoda, Insecta, Lepidoptera, Nymphalidae. Gene Ontology annotation, molecular function: scavenger receptor activity. Gene Ontology annotation, cellular component: membrane; cytoplasm. The transcript has 9 exons. The coding region runs from base 1 to 1551 and encodes 516 amino acids.
AUGUGCAACUUAAUAGGUGGUGUGAUCACCACGGUGGUGGGACUCGUGCUGGUGGGAUUCAGCUGCUAUCUAAGCUUCGGACUGAUUCCUAAUAUUGUCGACGACAUUAUUAAAAGCGAAGUGCAGCUCAUAAAUGAAACUGAACAAAUGGACAGAUUCGAAGAGGUACCAUUCGCGCUUACUUUUAAAGUGCGUAUCUUCAACAUUACUAAUCCUGAUGAAGUACUGGAGGGCGGCGUUCCCGUUCUGAACGAAAUCGGUCCAUAUGUAUAUACGUCGCGCCAACUCAGAGUAAUAGAAGAAAUGGACGAGGAUACGAUCACGUAUAGGCGUAUGGACAUCAUGGAGUUUGAUGAAAAGGCCUCGUACCCGUUCACAAGCGAAGACAGGCUGACCAUCGUAAACGUCGCAUACCACGGUAUUUUACAAACAGCCGAGCGAAUGUUCCCAAAUCUGAUGGGAGCUAUGGCAGCUGCUCUGAAUGGUAUCUUUGGAGAAAAUAACGGGCCCAUCAUGACUGUGCGAGUCGGGGAUCUGUUGUUUGAUGGAAUCCCUAUAUGUAAGAAUCCAGGUCUCAUCGGAGGUAUAGCGUGCAUGCAGAUCAAGUCUUUGGCCGCUAACGUGAGGAAUAUGGAAGAAAAAGAAGAUGGCUCCUUGGAAUUCUCCCUUCUACGUUACAAAAAUAAGAAUCCUAGCGAUCAAUACGUAGUAAGUCGAGGGUUAACGGACGCCUUGAAUCUAGGCAUUAUAUCCUCCUACAACGGCUCCGCCUACCUCAGCAACUGGAACCUGGAUCCGGAGGUCGAAGGGGGCGAGUCCAAUGUGUGCAACAAGAUCAGAGGGACAGACUCUGGCAUAUUCCCUCCUUUCGUUGACAGGUCGAAGUCUAUCUAUGCUCUUAACAUGGAUAUUUGUAGAAGCGUUGAGCUGCGAUAUGAAGGUGAUACCUCUUUCGAAAGCAUUCCUGCGGCGAGAUUUACAGCCGACGAAUGGUUCCUGGAUAACAAUGAGGGUUGCUUUUGUCUCAACACGACCGCUGGUAUAACAGCUGAGAAUGGGUGCCUGCUGCACGGAGCUAUGGAGCUUUACACCUGUGUCGGUGCUUUCCUGGUCCUGACUUACCCUCAUUUCUUGUACGCGGACUUCAGGUACAGGAACGGUGUCGUUGGUGUCAGCCCGUCAGAACAAGAUCACAAGAUUUUUGUUGAAUUGGAACCCCGCACGGGGACAGUUAUUCGUGGCAUGAAACGGGCGCAGUUCAACAUAUUCAUGCGUCAAAUCACUUCGAUACCUGCGACGCAAAAUUUACGGACUACGCUCACCCCCCUCAUUUGGGUGGAGGAGGGAAUGUCACUACCCGAUGAGUACGUGAACAUGUUGAAGACACGAUUGCUUCAGAGACUGAGGCUUGUGGAUAUCCUCAUACCUACUAUCAUUGCCGUAUGUUGCCUGGUGGUAGUCAUCGGCGUGGCCCUAUUAAUCCGUGUUAGGACAGUAAGAAAGAAAGGCGACGUUACUAACGGUAGAGAGAUAAUACGACCUGCGACGUGA